Messenger RNA from Phasianus colchicus (ring-necked pheasant), 1385 nucleotides. Lineage: Eukaryota; Metazoa; Chordata; Aves; Galliformes; Phasianidae. The record is from RefSeq and is a predicted model, not a curated record.
UUCUGUGAUUGCUGUCUUUUUUUGCCAGGUAUUACAGAACCAGCUCCCAUUCGGCUUGUGAACGGCCCAAAUCUCUGCACUGGGAGAGUCGAGGUGUUUCAUGACCAUCAGUGGGGAACCGUGUGUGAUGACGGCUGGGAUAAAGCAGAAGCCAAUGUUGUGUGCAGGCAGCUGGGCUGUGGGGCAGCAAUAUCAGCCCCUGGCGCAGCUCGCUUUGGACAAGGGUCUGACCCCAUCUGGCUGGAUAAUGUCAGUUGUGCAGGGACAGAGGCUGCCCUCUCACAGUGUCAGUUGCAGGCCUGGGGAUCCCAUAACUGCAAACAUGGAGAAGAUGCUGGAGUGGUGUGCUCAGGCUCUGCAGAAGCAGCUCCUCUCCGGCUGGUGAACGGCCCUAGUCGUUGUGCUGGGAGAGUUGAGGUGCUUCACGGCCAGCAGUGGGGAACAGUGUGCGAUGACAGCUGGGACCUGAGCGAUGCUGCAGUUGUGUGCCAGCAGCUGGGCUGCGGGACAGCCAUGUCAGCCCCAGGAUCCGCUUAUUUUGGGCAAGGCUUUGGCCGUAUCUGGCUGGAUGAUGUGAAAUGCUCCAGCAGGGAAUCAGCGCUCUCCGAAUGUGCUGCAAGGCCCUGGGGAGUCCAUAACUGCAACCAUGGAGAAGAUGCAGGCGUCGUGUGCUCUGGUGGGAUCUAAACAUUGCAGAUGCUCUAGAGUGGAGAAGAGAGAUGGCAGUGCUGGCAAACACGUGUAUGACAUUUUUUCAACCCAAACAGAAGAUAUCUUUGAAGGACAGAGUGCACGCAGUACACAAGCCAAUCACGACACUCAGAUCUAUUUCACUGAAUUGUAAGCACCAAACUGAUGUGCCCAAAUCAGGAGCGCGAUGGUCCCCUUCAACUAAUGAAGAGAUACAGGCAGUCACACAGAGCAACUUCAGGCCAACUUCAGAAGUUUCUCUCACUCUACUGACUGUAAAUAAGUUAUUGCCUGCCACAAAUUAAGUUUCAAGACAUAUUCUCUCUGGGAUGGAGGGAAUAUUUGGAGGUCACAAGUGGGCACUUGCUCUACGACAUCUCUUGUCAGAUGUCUCUGCCCAAGAGAUCACACAGUUCCCAUGCCACUUCAUCCUCUCCUGAUGAUAUUGCCUCUAGUACAUGAAAGCUUUCUUGUUCAGGUGGUACGGAUAUGUUAUAUAUUAAGGUUCUCUUGUGUAGCCAGAACCCUCCUCCAGAAGAGAUUUAGCUGUUGUCACAAAUUCCUCAUGCAAACUUCCCUCUGAGCCUCUUGGCCUCUCUGCAACAUUCCAUCCAAGCCUUAAACCAUUUCUAUGCUGCUUCUCACCUUAAUAUCCCCAAAAUGUAUUUGUAGAUAAAUGAAAUUUCUGUCUUGCU